Molecule: messenger RNA, 1259 nt
Organism: Cuscuta epithymum
Lineage: Eukaryota; Viridiplantae; Streptophyta; Magnoliopsida; Solanales; Convolvulaceae
Source: the annotation of a GenBank genome assembly
UCAGCACAUAUACAUAAGGCCUCUUAUAUUUAAAUAACUCGGCAACUCGCUAUUCUAGAGUCUAGACAAUCAUGGGGGUUUUGGAGGGAUACUACAUGACAGCGUUGUUAGCUCUGCUUUUUUCUUGCAUAAUUGCAAAGCUGUUUUCUGAUGCCCUGUCCAGCGAUGUCAAUAAGACUGCUGAAAGCAGCGGAGUUGUUGCGGCAAAACGAUCAUCUAUCGAUCAUGUGAAGAUGGCCGAUCAAGAUGCAGGACAGGUGCUUGUUAAAAAGUCCCAAAAGGUUGAGCAAUGUUUGGAUGCGAGUGAUGGCGGGUUUGGUGAACAGGACUCAAAGAAUAUUGAAUUUUCAGAGGAUGGGGCUGUUACAGAGAAGGUACGAGCCUCAAAGCUCGAUGCUUUUCGUUCUCAUAUUGAAGGGGAAAGAACCAUGACCGGAGAAACCGGGGUGGUCGGGACUGGAGGUGGAUUCAGAGAAGAUGAUGAGGAUCAAGAUUGGGAAGGAAUUGAGAGAAGUGAGCUGGAGAUGGUGUUUGGCAAGGCAGUUAACUUGGUGGAGUGUGGGGGAGAUGAAGCUCUAUCAAAUCUGGGAACAGAGUUGCAGAUGCAGCUGUAUGGCCUUCAGAAAGUAGCAAUGGAAGGGCCUUGUUUUGAGCCUCAGCCAAUGGUAUUCAGAGUCUCUGCCCGAUCCAAAUGGAAUGCUUGGCAAAGACUGGGAAGCAUGAGCUCAGAGGUGGCUAUGGAGCAAUACGUUAAACUUGUUUCUGAUUCUGUUCCUGAUUGGGAUGGUUGUGUAAGUACUUCAGAAACGGUAAAAGGUGAUGACCCUGGUAACUCGAACUGAAACAGGCAGGUGAAAAGUGAGAUUUGCUAGCAGCAAUGUAGGUGGAAUAAGCAAGAUGGGAAUUGACAGCCAAACGCUUCAUGGUCAUCUGAUCAUCGCUGAUGACUCAAUCUGAAGAUGCGUUUCAAACUUUCACUAAUUGCAAGGCCUUUUGUGUCAGAGUAGUAAAAUUGUUUUAUACGGAGUAGUUCUGAAGUUCAUUACUCCUUGAUGUGUAAUGUUUAUGGUUAUGUAAAACCUUAGAUAUGUGAUGAUGUAAUUUACUUCGUAAUCAUUUAUAGUUGGUUAAUGGAGUAGUUCAGGUGAGUAGGUGACAGAGUUCCAUCCCGAAUUAUUUGGUCCGAUAAUGUUUAUGAGGAAAAGAGAUUCAAAAAACUUUACAAAAACUAGAUUAUGUAUUUUUUACUCCAAGAAAAA